UGGCUCUUUUACUGUAAUAGGCGGUCUGCGGUUACUAAAGGCACUCUGUGGGUGUCCAAAUUGCUCAGCAGAAUAAAGAAGUUUAAGUCACUCCCACACAGCCCUAAAACUCCGCAGACAACAAACUUAACGUCACUAGAUGGAGGACAGCAGGUGAUGUAUGGAGAUUCCAGUUUAUCACAGUCUUUUGUCAUUUCUAGCAGAACCUAACAGCUAUCACUACUAUACAAGUGGGAUGAGGUUUAGAGCGAGAUAAUGGACUCUCUCACAAUUUUGCCAUCUUUAAUGACCAUGGAUCCAUUGACAUUGAAACCCAAUGUAUCCACGGCACCUCCUGCAAAUGACUGUCAUAUCCAUGAUGGGGUCCUUUCUGCGAUGCUUCCAGUUAUGUACUCUAUUGUAUGUGGCAUCAGUUUGCUAAGCAACACAUUAGCCCUCUUCGUGUUUUGGGCAAAUUGUCAAAAAUGCACUUCUAUGAUUAUAUACAUGAGGAACCUGGCAGUUGCUGACCUCCUACUGUCACUGUGCUUACCAUUCCGAGUGGCUUACCAAAACAAUGAUGGUCCUCUAAUUCUCUGCAAAAUCGUAGGUGCGUUUUUUUACUUGAACAUGUACGCUAGCAUCAUGUUCUUAAGUCUUAUUAGCCUGGAUCGCUACCUUAAAAUAAUUAAGCCUUUGCAACAGUUCAAAAUUCAUAGUGUUUCGUGGAGCACUCGAGCGACCCAAAUUGUCUGGUUAAUCAAUGUGGUCUUCAUCAUCCCAUUCCUCGUUGAACAGAAAGGAAGUGAACCUUGCAAUCAGAAGUGCUUUCACUUCACGAAAAAGGGAUACGUUGGAGCUGUAAUCAACAUUACUGCAGUUAUUGUGUUCUUCAUUCUUCUCUUGCUUUUUGUUUAUUUCUACGGAAAAAUAUCUGCCAAACUCCGCCAGGCCUCAAUGGGAAAAUCUCAACCGCAAACAAAAAGAAAUAGCAACAGGGCAAUUAACAAAUCUUUUGUUGUCCUCAUUAUCUUCAUAGUGUGUUUUGUUCCUUAUCACAUUGUACGUGUACCUUACGUCCUAGCCCAGAUAGAAGUCAUCUCCAGUUUGUCCUGGAAACAGACUCUUCAUAUCACCAAUGAGAUAGUGCUCUGCUUGUCCACCUUCAACAGUUGCCUGGACCCGGUGAUUUAUUUCUUCUUGUCCGACAGCUUUAGAAAAGCAGUUAAUUGCACCUUGCACUGGAAGCUCAAGCUCAUUGCAAACAAUCAUGAACAAAACCAUUCCAAUUCAUUUAACCUUCCACUCCCUUCAAGGCCCGAAACUCAAGAUGACUGAUUUAUUGAAUCCGACCUUUAAACAUCUGAAAUUUAAGGUGGCUGAAUUACUGUGACUAAAAACUUAACUGUGGCUCAGCGUUAUCGUAGAAGCAGAAAUGCCAAAAAUGCAGAUGCUUGUAUUGUGACGUCUGUGCUCUAUAAUCAAUUGCAUUAACCAACAGGGGAAAAUUGCUUAUAAUGCCAUAACCCUGCCCUGUGGAGCAUAGUGUUGCGAAUCUAUAAUAUCGCUUACAAGAUUUUCAUGUCAAGUGUAUAGGUCAGACAAAGUACAGUCUACUGGCUAGUGGUAUAAAUGCAAAGUUCCUGUUUCUCAGGAAACAAAAUCCUAGUCUAGGAGUUACCCAACAUUUGCCACAGAUGACUUUACAAGUUCUAGACUUUUACAAGUUUUUGUGUUAUAUCAAAACAUGCCAAAUAGAAUGGUAGUUUGCUACCCUAAUGAUAUAUUAACAUGAGAAGCUGAUCUGAAAAGUGAUUCUCAGCAAAUUUAUAUAUGUGCCCCAUGGGUACUUUGACAAGAAUAGUCAGUACUUAAAACCAUAUAAA
Messenger RNA from Pelobates fuscus (common spadefoot toad), 1865 nucleotides. Its product is annotated as probable G-protein coupled receptor 34. Gene Ontology annotation, molecular function: oxysterol binding; G protein-coupled receptor activity. Lineage: Eukaryota; Metazoa; Chordata; Amphibia; Anura; Pelobatidae. Gene Ontology annotation, cellular component: membrane. The transcript is spliced from 2 exons. Bases 256 to 1317 code for a protein of 353 amino acids. The record is from RefSeq and is a predicted model, not a curated record. Gene Ontology annotation, biological process: G protein-coupled receptor signaling pathway.